Molecule: messenger RNA, 1371 nt
Organism: Synchytrium microbalum
Lineage: Eukaryota; Fungi; Chytridiomycota; Chytridiomycetes; Synchytriales; Synchytriaceae
Exons: 7
Coding region: 1-1371 (456 amino acids)
Biological process (GO): meiotic chromosome segregation; mitotic spindle organization; kinetochore organization
Cellular component (GO): kinetochore; Ndc80 complex
Molecular function (GO): protein-containing complex binding
Source: RefSeq, a predicted model, not a curated record
AUGGAAUCGGCCAACGACAAGAAGAAACCAUCCUUCUCAUAUCCCUUGCUCAAACCUCCUGAAGUCACUCGAUGUAUGAAUGAAUGUCUGCAAGUCCCAUUCACAGACGAUGAUCUAUCAAAACCAAAUGGCCCUCGCAUGCUCAAUGUAUAUGAAGGAAUCACCGAAAUAUUCAUGGGCAUAUCUAGAGACAGCUACGCUCAUCCAAACUUUGCUGUCCUCGAAAUGUUGGACUAUCCUGAUCUACAUGUAGAUGCUAUUGCUUUUAUGGCUUUCUACAGGCAAUUGCUCAAGCUGAUGGCAAAAGUUGGAUAUGAAGACUUUAGUUUACGAGACUUGCAAAAACCUGAACCUGGUCAUGUCAGACGAAUAUGUAGUGCCAUCAUCAACUUUGCAAAGUUUAGAGAAGAACGAAUGUCAGUGUUUGAAGCAUGUACUCAGAAAACGGAUGAGCUCAACGACCAACGAAUGCAACUACAAACUGCGAAUGCAGAGUUGGCUGAACGGGUCAAUAGUAUACGACUGAAAAGAGCUGAAGAAGAACCUGCUGUGCAAAAGCUGAAAGAGGCUAAUAGUGUCUUGCUGGGAGAAUUACGAGAACUCAAACGACAACAAACAACGUUGACAAAUGAAAUGGAGAGUAGAAAGAAGGAAAAGACUGAGAUGACUGAUACAAUGACCAACAACCAUCUCUUGAUUGCAAAUGUCAAGCAAGAAUGUGUUCGAUUGCGCUCACGUAUUGUGGUUUCACCUGAUAAACUCAAGCAGGCCUUGGUGGACAUGAAUGCAUCUCUGGUGGCUGAGAAAUCGAAUGUACAGGCUUUGGAAAAGAAAGCCAGAGAUAUUCAAGCCAGAAUCGACGUGAUGCACCUCGUAGAACAGGAAGUCAGCACUAGCAUCAAACUCUUGACCGAAUGUGAAGAACAAAAGAACAAGUUUGAAGAACAACAAACGACUGUAGCCACUGAACGUGAUUCAGCAGCUAGACGAGAAGCAGAACUACGAGAACUCAAUAUCAAAGAACAUUCCAUGAAGCGACAAUUAUUGAAUAGUCAAGAAAAGUUGACGAGAUUACAAAAGUAUGCAUCUACGAAACGAACUACUUUGGAAGCUAGGCUUGUCAAAUUACGAGAAGAAUAUGGUGCAUCUCACACUGAGAGAGCUGCUACACAAUCCAAGAUGGAUGAGUGUAUGGCUGCCAGUCAGGAGGUGGAAGAGAAGUCAUUCGAGUUGAUGAGAUCUAUUGAUGCUGAAAUGACGUCCAGACAGUCUGACUUUACCAGGGUCAAGAGCCAACUAGAAUUGUACAUGGAUGAAAUGAGGGCUGCUAUGCAAAGUGACACCCAUAUAAUGGCAUCAGUCACAAUUUAG